AUGGGUAGUUUCUCCCCACUCGAGAUUCCUCCCCUUUCGGAUUUCCCCUUGAAGGCGGAGGAACUCGAACACCCACCUCCGCCAUUGCCUCUUUACGAUUUUACCCGUCUCCCUAAUCCACCUAACGACUGGUCACAUUUCAAUGUCAAGUUUGAAACCAUCACACUGGGUCACAGUCGUUCCUUGAAGCUCCCACAGGUGCAAGUGUUGAUAAAGCAUUACUUCUGGGGAAUCCACUAUGAGGAACUGACCCAGACCCCCAUGACAACCAGAAAGAAGCCAAGUCUCAAAGCUCAACAGAUGUUGCUGUUCAAGCUCAUCUACUAUAUGCAAGAACGCCAUCGGCCGAAAACUUGGUUAGAAAUGCUCAAUGUUAACCGAGAUACUGGGCCACGACUUUUGAGAUACGACCUCAAUCCGCGCCCAAAGCCAUUCAGUAGGUGGUACAAUUCUAUUCCGGAUGUGAGCACACAGAUAUUGAAUGCGUAUAUACGCCCUCAUGACGCGCCACCAGACAUGCCCGACUACCUUAUUCAACAAUAUAUGUACUCAGUUGACAGCUUGCACACACCACCCCCACCUCCACCACCCCCGGCGCCAACACUCGCCGCGCAACAAGAGGAAAUCCUUCGUCUACAGCUGUUGGAACACAUGAACCCAGGAGUCAAUUUUAUACCGGUCUUUUCAUUGACCGAUCCUCCGGGUAAAAAGAUACCGGGCCCUGCACCAGGCCAAAAACGGGGUCCAGACGACAAGGACCCCCAUCGCAAGCGCUCGAGACAAAUCUCACCCGGUGCCCCUGCUUACCGAGGUCGCCCUCCUUCCCCAACUCCGCCGUUUCAAGAGCCCGUUUUUGCUGCUGACGAUAUCACAACUUUCACCUGGACGCCUAGUCUGGCACCUUCCUACACAGUUGCUCCCAUCGGAAGGCACCGAUUGAGCCCCGUUGGCCUGAAACCUUCAGGUCCGCUUGACACGCGAGCGAUUACGGACGCCGUGGAGCGAGCUGUGAUGCAAAUCGUGUACGCUGAUUUGGAUCGUGAUCCUACUAUUCCGUCGGUUGAACACCCCAUUCGCCACCGGACCGCCCAGUCUUACAAGGAUAUACUCACGCUCAAACUUGGAUCCUUCCCCACCACGGCGAGUGUAAAGUUGUCGCCAUUGACCUUUCAGUGGGAUCCAAAUGGUGCUGUUUUUCCAGUCCGGGGCCGCGGCCCUAUCUGGGAUUCAAUGUCUUGUGCAACAGAUGCUGUUAUUGUAGCGGGGAUGUUGCUCGAUGCUGGUUGUACAAAGAUAGAUCGCGCAAACAAUCGAGCAGCUGAGUUCAAAGAUAUCGAAAAGGCAUUCAUCGAAGUGACAAUGGCCAGCUGGGAGACCUUUGACGAGAAGACUUCUAUAUUUGUGCGUGACGAGUGGCUCCGUAUGUUUAUCGAUGGCUCCCCCGGCUUGAAAAUGGGACAGCCGAUUCCUCCUUGGGCGGUAUGGUCAGUGGCCACGAGAAGCUUCGCUCAAUUCCGCUAUUUCCACGUUGAGCGAGUGACCCCUUGCAAAUGCAAGCUUGGGACUCCGUUCUACAACUCUCAUCAGGGGUCCUGCAUUUUACCAGGCUACCAACCGGGCGAUGAAAAAGGAGUAGAUCUACAAGUGUUGAUAGAGCGAUGUUUCUACCCACGAAAGUCUUUCAGGUGUGAUAAGUGCGGCGAUCCGACGGGAGUUACUGGAGAACGAAAGAUCGGUCAACUCCCGCUCCGUCUGGUGGUAACAUCUGAUAUCAAAACGCGAAUCCGAAAUCACACGGAGAAUCUCAAAUUCAAUUACAUAGAUUAUGAAGACAAGCAACAGGUCGCACACUAUCGUUGGCUUGGCGGCAUCUAUAACAACGAAUCCCAUGCUCGUUUGUUCUGGACAGAUACUCAACGAGGCGAGAAAGAUGACGGGAAUAUUAUGAUGUACGACAGUCAAGUCAAUUCCGGGGUUAUUAUCGGUGGAAUCCCAGCAUUCCAACGUGAAGAAAAAGUGCCCACUGAAUGGGUCAACCAUCAUGCUAUUCCGCUUCUCUUCUACGAGCGCAUCAUGAAUCCCACUACUGACCUUUUGGCAAAGGCUAACAACGCGAUGUUUGAGCUGGGCAAUUGCCUGAACGAGAACAAGAACAUUCUCGAAGAACACAUCCCUUGGAAGCGAUCAACUCCACCAUUGCAGUGGGAGUCAUGGCCUCGUAUACUUUCACACAAUGGUGAACGCUUCAGCAGUUUCAACCCCGGCUGGGCAACAGCGAGACCAUCCCCCAACCCAGCUUCUGCACAACCUGCUGUGCCCCCUCUGCCAUCCAUUCACAUUGACCCGGCGCUUCUUGAUCCAUUGGUCAUUGACCCAUCGCUUCUUGAUCCAUCGCUUUACUCCGCCACCACACCUCCGGAAUUCGACUUGACCUCCUUCUUUGACGAGACAGGACUUGGUGACCCAUCAAGCAGUGAUCAAGACAUGACUGAUGAUUCCACAAAGGACCAUCUGUUCAAAUCGAUGAUGCAGAGUCCACGCUGGCUCGCUCCCACCCCGGACAUGUGGCCUUCAGGUCUACCUAAUGAGGAAGGAGCUUUGGACUUCCCCGAGCUGCCUAUGUCGCCUAUCUCGCCCCAACUAGGCAAUCGCAGUGGCACUGGGUGGUCAGAUAUCAGCAUGCCAGAUGCAGAAGAGUCUGGGGCUGAGCUUCGAAGCCGGAUUUUCCGCAGUACGCAUGGUAAUGGACUCAAAAGGUCCGCGAUGACCAACUACGCUAUUUCAAAGCAGGCCCUAAAUUCAAGGGAGAAGCAGGCCCUGCGUGCAGAGACUAUCCGUGGAUUCAGCGCAAGGCACAGAUUUAGUGAUAUAGAGGAGGAGGAGGAAGUGGAGAGAGAGGAGGAAAUCAACCGAAGGAAUAUAGAGAUCCAAAAUAAAGAGGAUCGCGAGCGAAAAAAGAGAGAGGAACGGAAAAACCAAGAGCAGCUCGAGAAGAAGAAGAGAGAGGAGCUUGACCAAAAGAGGAGAGAUGAGCUGGAGAAGGGUAGGCAAGAGGAGCGGAAAAAACGAAAAGAGCUUGAAAAGAAAAAAGAACAGGAAGAACAAAAUGAACGUCAAGUACAGGAGAAAGAUCCGAAAUGGACGAGGGAGGAAUAUUAUAAACAGCACAGACAAAAGGAAGAACAGACGAAACAACAAGAGGCGAAGCCCAAGGUAUCAAGAAGACCAGGAUUGAGGAAUUCGAAGAAGAAGAACACCGAUCCAACAUGGAGGCCGGGUGAUAGUGAUGGAGAUGAAGAUGAAGAUGAAGUAGAUUUGGGUUGA
Penicillium expansum is the source of this 3324-nucleotide messenger RNA. RefSeq lists its product as uncharacterized. Lineage: Eukaryota; Fungi; Ascomycota; Eurotiomycetes; Eurotiales; Aspergillaceae. The coding region runs from base 1 to 3324 and encodes 1107 amino acids. The record is from RefSeq and is a predicted model, not a curated record. The transcript has a single exon.